AUGUCAGCUGGACCCAGGGAGCAGGCAGAGCCACUCCCUUGGGGGCGUGACCAGUCAAAAGAUUGGGCACCACCCAGUUUGACUAUCCCGCCCAGUGUUAAGAGGGUGGAUCUCAUGAUGUCGAAGUCCCACCCAGAUGUGACGUAACUUCCUGUCAUUGGGACUAUAAAAUAAACACGCUGCUUUGGGACUUGGUCUUUCUGCCUCUCGCCAAAGAGGACAGAAGCCCACCCAGGCCCAGCUUUUGAUCUAUUUUAUGUCUGUCUUUCAUUAUUUCUCAAUCCCAAUAGCGCCUCCCAGAUUGCAGGAACGGGUUCAAGUCUCCUUCUCCGUGGGGGGCGUGGAGAGAAAACAGCCCCAGCUGGGCGCCGAAGCGUCGGCCUCUCUCCGCGGCUCGCGUCGUGCUCCGGACACUCGCCCCCAGUCCCAGCACCCGAGCACCCAGCCCCCAGCACCCGAGCCCUGCUUUGGGUCGCACUCCUCUUCCGGCAACAGACCCAUGGCCGAGCGUGGGGAACUCGACCUGACCGGCGCCAAGCAGAACACCAGAGUGUGGCUGGUCAAGGUUCCUAAAUAUUUGUCACAGCAGUGGGCUAAAGCCCCUGGAAGAGGUGAAGUCGGGAAACUGCGGAUUGCCAAGAAUCAAGGAAGGACUGGGGUGUCAUUUACUUUGAAUGAGGAUCUUGCAAAUAUUCAUGAUAUUGGUGGAAAACCAGCUUCAGUCAGCGCUCCUAGAGAACACCCAUUUGUCUUGCAAAGUGUUGGAGGACAAACAUUAACAGUAUUUACUGAGAGCUCAUCAGGUAAGCUUUCAUUGGAAGGAAUAGUGGUACAAAGAGCUGAAUGCCGACCUGCUGCAAGUGAAAACUACAUGAGAUUAAAGAGACUGCAAAUAGAAUCUUCUAAACCUGUACGGCUAUCACAACAACUGGACAAAGUUGUGACAACCAAUUACAAACCUGUUGCCAAUCAUCAAUACAAUGUUGAAUAUGAAAGGAAAAAGAAAGAAGAUGGAAAACGAGCUCGAGCUGAUAAACAAUAUGUUUUAGACAUGCUAUUUUCGGCUUUUGAGAAACAUCAGUAUUAUAAUCUUAAGGACUUGGUGGACAUCACAAAACAGCCUGUGGUAUGUAUAUGCUCACAUUGAUCCUUUUAAUGUGUCCUGCUUCAUUAACAGUGAACCACUUAAGAGAGGUGUAUCAUAUGUAAGUUCACAUGCACCGUG
Myotis brandtii (Brandt's bat) is the source of this 1225-nucleotide messenger RNA. Its product is annotated as general transcription factor IIF subunit 2-like. Lineage: Eukaryota; Metazoa; Chordata; Mammalia; Chiroptera; Vespertilionidae. The transcript has 2 exons. The record is from RefSeq and is a predicted model, not a curated record. Gene Ontology annotation, cellular component: transcription factor TFIIF complex. Bases 257 to 1147 code for a protein of 296 amino acids. Gene Ontology annotation, biological process: transcription by RNA polymerase II; transcription initiation at RNA polymerase II promoter.